Messenger RNA from Osmia bicornis bicornis, 3747 nucleotides. RefSeq lists its product as uncharacterized. The record is from RefSeq and is a predicted model, not a curated record. The transcript has 10 exons. Bases 444 to 3440 code for a protein of 998 amino acids. Lineage: Eukaryota; Metazoa; Arthropoda; Insecta; Hymenoptera; Megachilidae.
GUAAUUGUCAACGCUAAAUGUCCGAUCAUUCGAUUAAACAUUGUGGCACACAGCGACAAACUCGCUUUUCUAGGUCCACAACAUUAAGAGAAAUAAAUAAUUUAUAAUACUAAAUAAAUAUUAAAAAGAAACAUUUGUAUCCAGAAGAACAGCAAAUAUGUACAGCUCUGAGUAUUAAUAGGUUAAGUGCAAGUUUCUGUGUUCGUACAAUUAACAGAAAAGCAGUGUUUACUACUUGUUGCAAUGAUACCAGUCAUUAAUGGAAUAUAACAACACAUUUAUCGUCUGUAGAAUAGGACACAGUGUGUCGGUAUUGUUACAACACGUGAUAUGUACUUACUUGUGCCACCAUAAGAAGCGAGGUAUGGAAAAGUAAACAAACGUUGAGGACGCUGGUCGGUCUCGUGUUCGAAACGUAAUUUGACUCUUCCCAGUAUUGCGAAAUGGGUAAAGUGAUACGUGACAAAGCAGCCAGUGACAGUUCCGAAGAAGAAGAAAGAAAACCUACUGGCGAAGAACGAAAAGUACGAAGGAAGAAGAAGAAAUGUAAAAAGGAUCUGAAAGAAUUGCAACGGAGGCUAUUAAAAUCGAAAAGGAACCGUCCGGUGACGGGCAAAUUUUGGCAGAGUAGUUUCAUAAAGCUUUUACAUCGUUUCGCAGACAUACGAGAACAAUAUAACCAGCAAACGAAGAUUGAUGGGAAAUCGGGCAAGGCGGGAAAUUUAAAAAAGGUGUCCAACAGAAUUCUACCAAAACCUUUAGUUGGCAUAUAUAGGAAUGGUGCAGCAGGUAAAAUAAUUAAAAAAUCUCAAACUAAAGAGCCUUUAAACGAUAUAAACAAUGCGCGCCUACAGGGGAAUGUUUAUAAACUUUUAAAUAAUUGUGAUUCCGAAUUAGAACCUAUUACAAUUGAAAAUGGUACCAAGGGAGUUUCAAAAGAUCCUUUAUUUGAUUCUGCUGUAAAAAAUAUUUUACAUCCAACUCCUCCUGGUGAUAAGAGAUUAAGUCCUGUUUUGGGUAAAGUGGAUGGAAAAAAGCAACGCCCAAAAAUCAGAUGCAUAGAAAAUGUGAAUCCUCCAAGAGUAUUCAAUUUUCUUCUAAAACCUAAAAAUAAAAAGUCAGUUGAUACUGAAAAAUUGCCCGAUUCUGCAAUUAAAAAGUAUGAAGAAUUAUGUAGUACUGUUUCUGCGGAGAAUUUCGAGGGAAAGAAUUUACCUCAAUUCGUAACAGACCCGUUAAUAGCAACAAAGAAGAAACUGAGAAGCAUGUACGCCGAAUCGUUCCGUAGUCAAUAUUUAGGAGACACGAUUAAACGUGGUACAGUUUUAAACGAAACAAUAGCCUCUUCUAGUAAAGAUAACCCAUCGGACGUUGAAUAUUGCCCUUUAGGUUAUGUUCAAGACUCGGACCUUGGAUCUGUGGCCGUCGAGAAGCCAGAUCGUCAAUUACGUCACAGAAAGGACAAGAGGGAAAGCUUGCCAGAAAGUGAAAAUAUAUUUGUAAUUCCAGAGAAACAUUUUGAUUUGAAUGGCAGGAAGAACGAGGUUCCUCCUAACCUAUUAUUCGAUCUGUCCUUACUAAAUCAAUCAAGCUCAGGAGUCGAGAAUGUUGAACCAGAGUCACUGAACGAAAUGAACAAUUUAAAGAGCAAUUUGACGGAUAUAACUAUAAAUAAUCGCGAUUUUUACGAAGGAAAUUAUUGCAAGAGGGACAGCGAUUUUAAUGCUGCUGCUUCCAUGCAUGUAAACAAGAUGGAAAGGUUAAAGGAGAAAAUGGAAUCCCCCUUUUUCAUACCGAAAGAAGCACAGUUGCCAAAUGAUUUAAUUACCACAAAACAUUUAAAGCGUAAGAAUCAACGCGUACAAACGCAGUUUGUGAAGCAUGGAGCAAAGAAACACCCUGGAAGAGGGAACCUAAAAGUAUCACAUCAGGUGAAGAAUUUGAAACACAUUCCCGCUAUACUGCGACGAUGUAACAAUGCUGCAAAUAAUAACAAUCGUUUGAAUUUAUUCGACCCGUCGAUGCAUAUUAAUAAAAAGCCUCAAGAUAUGCUGCUGGAUGUGGGCCCAAAGCAGAGUGCCCUUUUCUCCCCAGAGACAUUAGACACGGAAUCGAAUAGGAACAGCAAGAAACUGGAAACAACAGCAAUGUUCGACCCCGCAGACGUGCAGACUUGUGUAAUGGCAUCACCGAGUCUGCUCAGAGACGAAGUACGUUUCCAGAGUUUCCGCGAGCAGCCAGUGGACGCCAAGCAACAGCCUCAAAAGUUGAAGACCAAUGAUAUAUUCCUGGAAAGGAAGAAUAUGAAUCCUUCAGUACAGAAGACUAUAAUGUUCACGAAGAAGGAUUCUCGUAACAUAGGUCAUUGUCUGUAUCUGAACAAUUUAAUUACCGACCGAAGUGUCGACAACUCUAACGUCUGCGUGAUGAGGAGGAGCGUUUCUGUGGACCAAGAGAAAUCGAUGAAGAAUCCUUGCCCAACGCGCAGAAAUUGUCAGCAGUGUCAUCGUUGCUCGGAAGGUUCUGAUGGCUCCUACUAUUGCAGUCAGGAGUCGAAUCCAUCGCAGAUACAAAACGCAGAGGUGCAUCAGAAACCUGUCGUUUGCGAGAAGGUGUUGCUGAGAAGAGUCCAGCAGCAUCUUCAUUCCAAUCAGAAGUGCCAUAACGAUCAGCACGUUUGUUACGUGGUUGUAGAUCCCAAUAGCGUCCAGGAAUGCUCAAGUGAUAAUGUCUCUUGUCAAAAGGAGAAGCACAGGACCGUGCACCCUAGGCAUUUUUAUCAGGAUGAUGUAUCCGACAUUGGUAUACUAAAGGGCGUGCAAAAUCUACAGAUAUUGCCCAUGGAGGAACACGAGUUGCAAACGAAUUUUACCAGCAAUCAGUGUACAGGAAGGAAUGCCGUGGUAAUCGAAGAGCAGCCAAUCAAGUACUUGGCUGUUGAGAACAAUUCCAGGGCACAAAAGAUACCUAUAUACAUGCAGAGCAACAAACGUGUUACCUCUGUCGAUAAGGUAGAGGUAGUCAAUCCCAAUGUUGGAUACCGCGUGGUAUCCUGUCCUCAGGAAUCCUCACAAAAGGUCAUAUUUGUACCCACGUGCGAGCAGAGUAAGGCAGUAUACGGUAAACAAGAAAAUUUGGCUUCUUACGAUGAAUCUCCUCUGGCAAGGAAAGUGAUCUUGUGUCGACCGGAAUUUCAGUCGAAUCUAUGGUACGUAAAAGACCCUUCGAACGUGUGCGAGGUUCACGUUCCAAAACAAAACCUCAUGGAAGUAAGAAACACCAAGUGUGAUGCAGUUGUGAACAAUUUGCAAGGGGACAAAGUUAAACUGUCCAGACGAAGUACAGUCAAUUGGGACGAUCUGCAUUAUCGAUCGAAUCACGAAUAUCAACACGUGAACGACGGCUGCGUUAGAAAUCACACAAUUUUCUAUAAGAAGUGAAUUUCUUGAGUUUCUUGAAAUGUAUAUUAUAUUUUUUCUAUCUUAUUUCAGCGAGGUUUUUAUAUUUAUAAAAAUGCAAGAUGUGAACAAACAGGAAUCGUCUAUGGAAGUUUAUUUAUAUUAAAUUUUGUUUUGAUAAGGCUAUGUUUGUUACAGAAUAUGGAAUAACGUAAUGAUUUAAUCUUCAUACGUUAAAUAUAGUCGAAUUAAGCUACUAUUUUUCGUUACAUUUAUAAAUUACUCGGAUAUUUGAUAUCAAUGUUACCUUUAUACAAUUUCCAGUAUUAAAAUUGGAUUUUUCAUCGCA